This is a messenger RNA of Nannizzia gypsea CBS 118893, 591 nucleotides long. RefSeq lists its product as hypothetical. The record is from RefSeq and is a predicted model, not a curated record. Bases 1 to 591 code for a protein of 196 amino acids. NCBI's taxonomy places the organism in Eukaryota, Fungi, Ascomycota, Eurotiomycetes, Onygenales, Arthrodermataceae. The transcript has 4 exons.
AUGCGAGGUUUACAGGUGGAGGAAGCGAGAUCACAACCGUUCAGUCCAUGGGAGGUCUUGAAGCUCUUCUGGGCUGAGGACAAGGUUAACCGAUGGCUCAGCGCGAUACAAGAUACCACAGAGACUCCAAACAACCUUCUUUGCCUCGCUCUACACGUCCAUAUCUACCAGGGCAAGGCUUCUCGGAAAAGAUGGUGCUGGUGGGGUUGUGGGUUUAUGGGAUGUGCCGACUGGGUUUUGCAGCGUGUUGUUGCGAUGGCUGGUGGUGCAGAACCUCGAGAUUACACCUAUAAAACAGACGAUGAAGACGAUGAGUGGUGCCUAGCCCUGUGCAUAUUACUUGUGGCGGGCAUGCCUUUCAGAGGCACAGAGCUAGCGUCUUUACAGGCCGUUAACACCGGCCAUACCGGCCGAAGAGUUUUCAUUUACGAUGACACCCUCCUUGUCAUAUGCGAAUACAGCAAGGCAGAAAACGUAUCCGGCCACCCAGUCGUGGUUAUACGUGCUCUACCUCAAUAUAUCGCGCGUUUAUUUAUUAUGUUCCUUGCUCGCAUUCGGCCUCUGAUUGAAUUCAUCAACUUCACCAUUUAG